ACUUCGUAAGACAUAUUGAUUCUACAAUCGGAGACCUUUUAUGACUUCUUAGAUUUCAUCAAAUAUAUUUAAUUUCACAAGAAGAUUUACUCAACAUUCAUUUGAUACGAGUAGUAAGGAGAAAUACAGAUAUUUUACUCGCUGGAUUAACUUAGCAAGAAAAUGGUAUUCAUGCGUGUUUUUAUUAAGAUAAUGCAUCCGAUACGUUUACGUAAUGUUAUUACUCUUUCUUUGUUUAUUACUAUUAUCAUGUUAUGGACUUUUCACGUCCGUGUACAUAAACAAAAAACGUUAUUUAAAAGUCACACAUAUAAAAUAGGAUACGAGGUUCAAAGUAAUUUGGACAGCGGUGAAAUUAAUUCGAAAUUUAUUUUGUAUGAGACUAGAGUAUCAAGCGUUUCAACUAUGCUAUUAUCAGAUAAGAAGUUUCUGAUUUCAUGGGUAAACAAACCAAGGUGGGUUAAUUUAGAUAAUGUAAAUAAAUACCUGGACAAUAAAUGUCCAUAUCCGAAUUGCAGGAUUACCUUAUCGCAUCAACAUUUGGAGAAAAUGAAUGCUUUAAUAUUUAGCACGGAUGCAAAACUUCCGGAUAACUUAAAAUCCAUGGUAAAUAGGCGCAAUUCUAAUCAGGUAUGGAUUUUCUUUCGAACAGAAGCACCGCCUUUUGAAAAAAGGAAAUGGUAUACGGACACAAUUUGGCACAAAACGAUGAAUUGGUCAUGGAGUUACAGAGUUGAUUCUGACAUAUUUUUGCCGUAUGGCAAAUUGGCAAAACUUAAGACUGUACAAAAACGAGACUAUGGCGAUAUUUUCAAAAGAAAGACAAAAAUUGCUGCUUGGGUCGUUAGCCACUGCAAUACGAAAAGUCGGCGGGAAAAGUUUGUUACAAGACUUAUCAGUGCAGGUGUUCCUGUCGAUAUUUAUGGGAAGUGCUCCAAAAGUAAGCAGAGAUAUGAAUCUAGUAAUACACAAGAGGUGAUAAAUAAGCAUUAUAAAUUUUACUUAUCUUUUGAAAACAACAUUUGCAAAGAUUAUAUUACAGAAAAGUUUUUUCGAUAUUAUGAAAUGGAUACUGUGCUGAUCGUCAGAGGCGGGCUAAACUAUUCAAGAUAUUUAGACAAAACAACUUUUAUUGACACGUCAUCAUUUGCAUCAAUUCAACAGUUAGCUGACUUUUUGCUUAAGGUUAAUAACAGUAUUGAGCUUUAUAGCCAAUAUCUAAGAAAUAAAGAUAAGUAUAAAACUGUCCUAAAGUUAGAAAAAUCCCUUUUUCAGUCAAGUUGUGAAUUAUGUGGAAAACUUAGUAAUGUGAAAAAAAUUCAUAAAGUGUAUAACAGGCUUGAAGACUUCAUAGAUAAAGGAGCCUGUUUCUCAGAUUAUCUAGAUUCCGUGUCUAUGAAAAAUCGAACACUGUUCAUUACAAAGACGGACAUGGACACGGAACAUAGACAUUGAAUCGGCCCCAUUACUUUUAGAAGUACGCGUUUUCACGGACUUUUUUGUAAGCUCAGCGCGAAAUCACUGUAACUGACAUUCUCAGUACGAAACUAUUGUUCUUAUAGAUGUUUAGAACAAAAAUGUCUAAUUUUGCAUUGGUACAAAACUAUUGGAACUGAAUCCAUAUUAUAGAUAAUGUUAUUGUUACCUUGUCAUUCUUAUCUAAGAGUUGUUGUAUAGUAAACUGGUUUAGAAACAGCAGCUUCUUUGAUUGACAAAAAGGAAAAAGCGUACGAACGUAGUUUUGCACUAGUAAAGGACAGUUGAUAUUACGUUCUUAAUACUAAGUUUCCUUUUGUAUUUUGUUGUUGUUUUUUUUUUUUUUUUUUUUUUGUUCUGUUAGAGCAGAUUAUCUUUGAACAGAGGGGAAAAAGAGUGCGGUUACAACUGUUUCGCGCAG
Messenger RNA from Mercenaria mercenaria, 1897 nucleotides. Its product is annotated as alpha-(1,3)-fucosyltransferase fut-6-like. Lineage: Eukaryota; Metazoa; Mollusca; Bivalvia; Venerida; Veneridae. Gene Ontology annotation, molecular function: alpha-(1->3)-fucosyltransferase activity. Gene Ontology annotation, cellular component: membrane. The coding region runs from base 163 to 1455 and encodes 430 amino acids. The record is from RefSeq and is a predicted model, not a curated record. The transcript has a single exon.